Molecule: messenger RNA, 870 nt
Organism: Saxophila tyrrhenica
Lineage: Eukaryota; Fungi; Ascomycota; Dothideomycetes; Mycosphaerellales; Extremaceae
Exons: 1
Coding region: 1-870 (289 amino acids)
Cellular component (GO): cytoplasm
Molecular function (GO): oxidoreductase activity, acting on the CH-OH group of donors, NAD or NADP as acceptor
Source: RefSeq, a predicted model, not a curated record
AUGGCACCUCCCACCGCUAUCGUGACCGGCGGCUCUAGCGGUAUAGGCCUCGCGCUCACGCACCAUCUCCUCGAGCGACAGUGGAACGUGGUCAUAGCCGACAUCAAUCCGCCGAAGGACUCCAUUGAUGGCACCAUCUUCGUCAAGACUGACGUGUCCUCGUGGGACAACCAAGCCUCCCUUUUCAAGAAGGCCUACGAAUGGAACUCUCGCCUCGACUUCUGCGCCCUCAAUGCCGGUAUAGACGAUCGAGACGACAUCUUCGCAACAAUCUCAGGGGAUCCCUCCAAGCCUCCGGGAAAGCCCAAUAUGGCGACACUGAACAUCGACCUCAUCGGACCGUAUUAUGGCAUCAAGCUCGCGGCGCACUACAUGUCUCUACCCAGUACUGGCGCCGGCAAACCAAAGCUAGGAGGGAAGAUCGUCGUUACGAGCUCCGCAGCAGGCAUCUACCCCAUCCCGCAGUGUCCGCAAUACGGCAUGGCGAAGCAUGGUCUCGUCGGUCUCGUCCGCUCCCUCGCUCCAAGAUCCAGCACGGUGGGCAUCACAAUCAACGCCAUAUGUCCAGCAUUAGUGAAGUCUGGUCUCGCGCCUCCAGGGUUGUUAGAUUCUUUCUCCGAGGAGCAGUUUACGCCCAUGAGCACAAUCCUGCGCGCCUUUGACGAACUGGCCGAGUUCGAGAAGGUGAAGAAUGAAGACUGGGUGGAGAAGGGCCACUCGGGAGAGACCGUGGAAGGGAACCUGGGAGAGCUCAUCUACCACAAACCGGCGCAAAGGCAUGAAGCAAGUUCAUAUGCGAAUGAAGAAGGCCUCAGGGCGUGGGAUCGGGCGUACAUCGAGAGGAACAAGAAGUUUGUCGAGGCCCCUUAA